CGGGCGGACAGGUGGCCGGGCCCGGGACAGACAGGUGAGCGCCUCCCGCCUCCAGGUGCCGCCGCCUCCAGGUCUGUGUUCGGUCACUGAAGACCGGGGAAACUUGCAAGAGGAGGUUUCUGGCCCAGGACCUGCUCAAGAGGACAAUGGAUCGACUGAAGGUUCCCCGCACCAGAGAGCUGGAAUUUGGAGGCGUCUUAGGGGCUGCCCUCCUUAUUAUCCUGAUGCCCACCACUGUCUUCUACCUCCUGCUGACUUGCAGAAUGGAGCAGGCCAGCCUGUUGAACAUCCCCCAUCCUUUGCCCACCCUCCGCUCCCUGUGGGACCCCCGGGACUUUGCCCUGGUCUUGGCCUGGGUUGGAUUGCAAGCUCUCUUAUACAUGCUCCCGAUGGGGAAGCUUACAGAAGGGACCCCCCUGCGAGACAAGACCCGGCUCCAGUACCGGAUUAAUGGUUGUCAUGCCAUGGUGGUCACAGCGCUGGUGGUUGGAGCCGGCCUGGCUGCGGGACUGCGCCUCAGCUACAUCCACGACCAUUUCCUGCAGUUGGCCUUCUCUGCGUCCCUCGUUGCCUUCGGACUCAGCGCCCUCCUGUACCUCAAGGCCUUGCUUGCCCCAGAGGCGGCCCUGGCCCCAGGCGGGAACUCAGGAAACCCCGUUUACGACUUCUUCAUGGGGCACGAAUUGAACCCACGGAUCGAUACCUUCGACCUGAAGUUCUUCUGUGAGCUGCGCCCGGGUCUCCUUGGAUGGGCCCUGAUUAACAUGGCCAUGUUGGUGAAGGAGACGGAGCUAAGAGGAAGCCCUUCCUUGGCGAUGAUCCUCGUUAAUGGCUUCCAGCUUCUCUACGUGGUGGAUGCCUUAUGGCACGAGGAGGCUGUUCUCACCACGAUGGACAUCGUCCAUGACGGUUUUGGCUUCAUGUUGGCUUUUGGGGACUUGACGUGGGUGCCCUUUUUGUACACCCUCCAGUCGUAUUUCCUCGUCACCCACCCACAGAAGCUGAGCCUGCCCAUGGCUGGGGGCAUCACCCUGCUAAACGGCCUGGGCUACUCCAUUUUCCGUGGCGCCAACUCCCAGAAGAAUGCCUUUCGCCGGAAUCCUGCCGACCCCAAAGUUGCUGGACUGCGAACCAUCCCCACGGCCACAGGACGGCGCCUGCUGGUGUCCGGCUGGUGGGGGUUUGUGCGGCACCCCAACUACUUGGGAGACCUCAUCAUGGCUUUUGCGUGGUCCUUGCCCUGCGGCCUGACCCACAUCCUGCCUUACUUCUAUGUCCUCUACUUCACCUUGCUUCUGAUUCACCGGGAAGCCCGGGACGAGCACCAGUGCCUGAGGAAGUAUGGCCUCGCCUGGCAGGAGUAUUGCCGCCGCGUCCCUUACCGGAUCUUCCCCUACCUCUACUGAGCCAUCGCUUGACAACUCGGCUCUCGCCCUGGUCACCACAACGGAAAUCCAGCCUUUCUGGCUGCCUGGAGAAGCCCAUGCCCAAACAGGCUCAACCAAGGAGA
This is a messenger RNA of Lacerta agilis (Sand lizard), 1510 nucleotides long. RefSeq names its product transmembrane 7 superfamily member 2 (gene TM7SF2). Gene Ontology annotation, molecular function: oxidoreductase activity, acting on the CH-CH group of donors, NAD or NADP as acceptor. NCBI's taxonomy places the organism in Eukaryota, Metazoa, Chordata, Lepidosauria, Squamata, Lacertidae. The transcript has 11 exons. Gene Ontology annotation, biological process: sterol biosynthetic process. The coding region runs from base 147 to 1406 and encodes 419 amino acids. Gene Ontology annotation, cellular component: nuclear inner membrane; endoplasmic reticulum membrane. The record is from RefSeq and is a predicted model, not a curated record.